This is a messenger RNA of Lottia gigantea (owl limpet), 489 nucleotides long. RefSeq lists its product as hypothetical. The coding region runs from base 1 to 489 and encodes 162 amino acids. The transcript has 2 exons. The record is from RefSeq and is a predicted model, not a curated record. NCBI's taxonomy places the organism in Eukaryota, Metazoa, Mollusca, Gastropoda, Lottiidae.
AUGAAAUGGAAUGAAAUGAAUGGAGAUGUACGUCCUACUAUUCUGCACCAUGUAACGAUUCAGCUAACACAAUCCAAUGAAGAAAGUCGAAAGAUUACGAUUCAGCGAAUACGAGCCAGUGGAGAAGUUCUAAAGAUCACGAUUCAGCGAACACGAUCCAGUGAAGAAAGUCGAAAGAUUACGAUUCAGCGAAUACGAUCCAGUGGAGAAGUUCUAAAGAUCACGAUUCAGCGAACACGAUCCAGUGAAGAAAGUCGAAAGAUUACGAUUUCGCGAAUACGAUCCAGUGGAGAAGUUCUAAAGAUCACGAUUCAGCGAACACGAUCCAGUGAAGAAAGUCGAAAGAUUACGAUUCAGCGAACAAGAUCCAGUAGUGAAAUUCCAGAGGUUAAAUUCGCGUUCUGCGUUCUACAAAGUCUAAGGUUAAAAUUAGGUUCUAGAAGACUCAAAUUGAAAAAAGUAAAUAAGAUAAGAGAUAAAAAGGGAUAA